GUCGUUCCUGUUGGAGGUGUGAUGGUACUUCUCUUUCUCGCUUGUUGUUUGCUUCGAAGAAAGAGAAAGAAGACGUAUGAUGUCGUCAAAGGAAUAAGUGGGGCAAAUGAACUUACCACCGUGGAGUCCUUGCAAUUUGACUUGGCUACAAUGCAAGCAGCAACAAAUAAUUUCUCUCCUCAAAACAAAUUGGGUGAAGGUGGAUUCGGUGAAGUUUUCCAGGGUGGACUUCCUAAUGGACAACAAAUCGCGGUGAAGAGGCUAUCACAAAGCUCAAGACAGGGUGACGAAGAAUUCAAAAAUGAAGUUCUAUUAGUUGCCAAGCUUCAACACAGAAAUCUUGUGCGACUACUUGGAUUUUGUUUGGAGGGAGACAAAAAGCUACUGGCCUACGAGUUUGUGCCAAAUAAAAGCCUUGAUUACUUCUUAUUUGAUUCCGAAAAAAGGAGACAAUUGGAUUGGCCAUUACGUUAUAAAAUAGUAUCUGGAAUCGCUCGAGGAAUGCUCUAUCUACACGAAGAUUCGCGACUCCGGAUUAUCCAUCGGGACCUAAAAUGUAGCAAUAUCUUGUUAGACAGUGAAAUGAACCCAAAAAUUUCAGAUUUUGGCAUGGCAAGGAUUUUUGGAGUCAAUCAAAAUCAGGCUACCACAAAUAAAAUUGUGGGGACUUUUGGUUACAUGUCUCCAGAAUAUGCAAUGCAUGGAGAAUUCUCGGUGAAAUCCGAUGUUUAUAGUUUCGGCGUGCUACUUCUAGAGAUCAUUUGCGGCAAGAAGAAUAACUAUUACCACCAAUUGGAUGGGGGUGAAUAUCUUGCUAGUUAUGUGUGGAAUCAAUGGAGGGAGGGCAUGCCCUUGGAAGUGUUGGACUCAGCUAUCAUGGAUUCAUAUUCAAGAGAUGAAGUGCUUCGAUGCCUGCACAUUUGCUUACUCUGCAUUCAGGAACAUCCGGCUAUUAGACCCACCAUGGCCACCGUAGUUCUCAUGCUCAGCAGCAAUUCCAUUACCCCACCAUCGCCUCGACAUCCAGCCUUCUUUGUCCGAAGUAGAUCGCAAGGACUAAACAUCCCAAUGAGAGAGCUUGAAUCGGACCGAUCCACUAGUAAGACUAUGCCUUCGUCGACCAAUGGCAUGUCGGUUACCGAAUUGUACCCCCGGUGAGUGGCGGUCUAAGCGA
Molecule: messenger RNA, 1174 nt
Organism: Syzygium oleosum
Lineage: Eukaryota; Viridiplantae; Streptophyta; Magnoliopsida; Myrtales; Myrtaceae
Product: cysteine-rich receptor-like protein kinase 10
Exons: 6
Coding region: 22-1158 (378 amino acids)
Biological process (GO): protein phosphorylation
Molecular function (GO): ATP binding; protein kinase activity
Source: RefSeq, a predicted model, not a curated record